Messenger RNA from Macrosiphum euphorbiae (potato aphid), 483 nucleotides. The record is from the annotation of a GenBank genome assembly. NCBI's taxonomy places the organism in Eukaryota, Metazoa, Arthropoda, Insecta, Hemiptera, Aphididae.
AUGACACAUUAUUUCAACUUGUUCGUGAUUGUGCCUACGGCUGUCAUAUCGGGCAGUGAUGAGUACCAUACACCCGAAGGAAAUUCAAUAGUAUUAUGCUGUAAAAUUGAAAAUAGCCCGGUACCGCCGCAAUACGUGUUAUGGUAUCAUAAUGGCAAAGUUAUAUCUUCCGGUCAUUUUAAUAAAAAUGGACUGAAAACUGAUCGCCUGUCUAUCAGCACGGAACAGAUAGAUCGUAAAAUUUACAGUCGCUUGACAAUCACAAAAGCAAUCCAGAUUGAUACAGGAAAUUAUACGUGUCAGCCUCCAAACACUGACCCAGACUCUACUUACAUUCACAUCACGCCAGAAAUUGACAACACAGCAGCAAUUCAACGGCAUAAAAGCUCAAAUUCAGCUCUGUUAGUGACAGAAUUGUCAAUUUUCCCAUUGACAUCGUUCCUUCUUAUUGGACACAAUGGAUUUCGAUGGGUUUUUUUAUAA